CGCUUGACAACCGUGAACGCUUCGCGCAGGCGCAUUUCAGAUGAAUAAUGCAUUGUGGGAUUGGACGCUAUUGACAUAGCGACAGGAGAGCUGGUAGAGAAACAGUCUUUUUCCUAUUUUUUUAUCAAUAGUUUUGGGGAAAUUAUCAUUCCAACAACUGCUAUGAACGCGUCAGUGGCCAAAAAGACCCAAGACACUUUGGGGAAAGUGAUAAAGAAACCGCCGCUUACUGAAAAACUGCUCACCAAACCGCCGUUUCGAUACCUGCACGACAUAUUCAGUGAGGUGAUCCGGACCACUGGCUUCAUGAAGGGACUCUAUGUAGAAACAGAGAUGAAGUCAGACAAUGUGAAGGAUAAGGAUGCUAAGAUGGCUUUCCUGCAGAAGGCCAUGGACGUGGUAAUGCUGGUGAGCGGUGAGCCGCUGUCGGCCAAGCCGGCACGCAUCGUAGCCGGCCACGAGCCCGAGAAGACCAAUGAGCUGCUGCAGGCUAUAGCCAAGUGCUGCCUCAACAAGCUGUCCAGUGAGGAGGCAGUGAAGCGGGUGCUGACGGGGGACAAGCUGGACCCCAAAGGGAAGGCCAGCACCUCCCGUUCCCAGGACAAGGAGAACCGGGAGGGACGAGAGCGCCACAGAGACCGAGAGGAGAGGAAGGAGAUACGAGAGCACAGCGUCGGUGGAGGCCGGGAGAAGAAGGACCCGGACCAGCCCAAAGAGCAGGAGGACAGGCGAGGCAACAAGGAGAAGGAGCCCCACCGCGAGGGAGAGCGGUCGGAGAAGGCCCGCGAACGAGACCGGACCAAAGACCGCGUCAAGGACAAGAGCCGGGACCGAGAGAGGGACAAAGACAAGAGAAGAGAGAAAGACGGGGAACGAGACAAGGAGAGGGAGAAGGACAGAGGCGGAGAGAAGAGCAAAGACAAGGAGACACACAGAGCGAGAGACCGAUAUAGGGAGGAAGAUGGAGACAGGGAUAAACGGCGAGAGAAGGGAGAAAGGGAGAAGGCGAGAGAGACCAGACACAAACAGGGGGAGGAGAAGACCAAAGUGCCAGAGAAAGGGGACAAAAAGGCCAGAGCGUCAGAGGAGUCAAAACACCGACCACAUCCAGAGGAGCCCGGUAAAACGACGAAACCUGAACUAGCGGCCGCAGAAGUCACAGACAAGCAGUCUGACAGUCCAGCCAGAAUACCCCGGCCUUCAUCUGCUAAGGGGCAGAGGCGCAUGCCCAAAGCAGGAGCCCAACAAGAGUCUGACGGUGAAGGAGAUGGAGACACUCCGUUGGCAGAGAGGCCGGUCCCCCUGGAGAACGGCGAUGCCACAGACGCAGUGCCAGCCCACAUGGCCCACAGCAACCGAAGGAUACCUCGGCCCAACAGCGCACGGCCCGCCCCUCCUCGGUUCAAGAGACAGGAGAGCUAUGCUGACGUGACCCCGGCCGAACGGCUGACCAGUGCCAAGCCCCCAGCAGCUGUCAUAAUGGAGGGGAAGAAGCUCUCUGAGGAUGAGGAGGAGGAUGAAGAUGAGCAGUUUGUGGUGCAGGAGGCUGCCCCUCCUCCCCCCGACAUGCCCGACAUGGAGAUGGAUCCUUCAGUGGGACUUCAAGGCGAUGAGAAGCAUGGUGGGCUGGUGAAAAAAAUCCUUGAAACCAAGAAAGACUUUGAAACAUCACCAUCAUCUCCAAAGUCCAAAGACCAGACACAAAGCCUGGUGUCGGAGGCGGCCAGGAAGAAGGAGAGGGAGCUGGUGUCCAGGGAGAUCGAACGGCUGCGCUCGUCCAUCCAGACGGUGUGCCGCAGCGCCCUGCCCCUGGGCAAGAUCAUGGACUACAUCCAGGAGGACAUGGACGCCAUGCAGAACGAGCUGCACACCUGGAGGAGGGAGAACAAGGAGCAUGCACAGGCCCUGCUGCAGGAACAGAGAGUGACGGACAACGCCGUGGAGCCUCUGAAGGCCGAGCUAGCCGAGCUGGAGCAGCUGAUCAAGGAGCAGCAGGACAAGAUCUGCGCUGUGAAGUCCAACGUCCUGAAGAACGAGGAUAAGAUCCAGAAGAUGGUGACCAGCAUCAACUUCUCCUCGCGAACAUGAGGGGGAGCCAAGGUCCAAAUAAAGGGGUUCGCUCCCUUAAUCAAAA
Molecule: messenger RNA, 2134 nt
Organism: Oncorhynchus kisutch (coho salmon)
Lineage: Eukaryota; Metazoa; Chordata; Actinopteri; Salmoniformes; Salmonidae
Gene: ift54
Product: TNF receptor-associated factor 3 interacting protein 1
Exons: 16
Coding region: 163-2088 (641 amino acids)
Biological process (GO): cilium assembly; intraciliary transport; regulation of microtubule cytoskeleton organization
Cellular component (GO): ciliary basal body; axoneme; intraciliary transport particle B
Molecular function (GO): microtubule binding
Source: RefSeq, a predicted model, not a curated record